This is a messenger RNA of Striga hermonthica, 980 nucleotides long. Lineage: Eukaryota; Viridiplantae; Streptophyta; Magnoliopsida; Lamiales; Orobanchaceae. The record is from the annotation of a GenBank genome assembly.
GAUGCCAACUAAUGAGCCGGGAAAAGUCGAGCCUGAGGAAAGCAAGGAAGAGGAAGAAGUUGAGGAAGUAGUAGUGGAGCCCCCAAAAUCGGCAAUUACAGGGGCUGAGAAGCCAAAAUCUACUUCUAACACUUCUACUCCUAAUAUUCCUUUACCUUUUCCUCAACGUGUUGCAAAGAAAAAAAUUGAUGAACAAUAUGCCAAAUUUCGUGAAAUAUUUACUAAAGUUCAAAUAAAUAUUCCGCUUGUUGAUGCAUUGCAGGAGAUGCCCAAAUAUGCCAAGUUCUUGAAGGACAUGGUAUCUAGGAAGAAGAAGCUCAAAGCGUAUGAGAAAGUGAACUUGAUGGAGGAGUGUAGUGCUAUGAUCCAAAAGAAGAUGCCUUUCAAACGCAAGGAUCCCGGGAGCUUCACAUUAGCAUGCAUUAUAGGAGGAAAGCGGUUCGGGAAGGUGUUGUGCGACUUAGGAGCAAGCAUCAAUCUCAUGCCACUAUCAAUUUUCAAGAGGUUGGAGAUUGGGACGAUUAGGCCCACUACGAUUGCAUUGAAAAUGGCGGAUAGAUCCUUGUCUUAUCCGAAGGGGAUUGUGGAAGACGUAUUGGUGAAAGUCGAGGGGUUUAUCUUCCCGGCUGAUUUUGUGGUCCUUGACAUGGAGGAAGAUAAGGGGGUUCCACUAAUUUUGGGUCGUCCGUUUCUUGCAACCGGGGAAGCGUUGAUUGAUGUGAAGAAUGGCGAGCUUACUCUCCGGGUUGAUGAAGAGAGCAUCACAUUUUCCAUAUAUCAAGCAAUGAAGAAUAAUAAUGAGGAUGUUGAGAUCAAAGAAUGUAAAGUGAUUGAAGUUGUCGAGGCUUCCUUCGACAAUGACAUGAUUACUUCUUCGUCUAGAGACCCUUUUGAUCUAUGUGUUCAAAAAUCAUUAUUUUCUUCUUCUUCAUUUGAUCCUUUUCAAGAAAAAUUAUUUAAAUGUGUUAAUGUGUUGGAUU